Messenger RNA from Microthlaspi erraticum, 288 nucleotides. Lineage: Eukaryota; Viridiplantae; Streptophyta; Magnoliopsida; Brassicales; Brassicaceae. The record is from the annotation of a GenBank genome assembly.
AUGAAGAACGUUUCUCUCAAGCUUCCACUCUUGAUUUUCAUCUUGGUCAUCACAGCUAAUCUUGGAGCAGAAGCAAGAAAGCUAACUGGACUUGAUGAGAAAUUCGAAGAUAUCACCGGAAGUUCAAGUUACGCCGGCACAGGCAGGAUUAUGACGGAGACACCAGCACCACCUUGUAAGAAUGACUUUGAUUGUAUCUUUAGAUGUCCCAAGGAUGGAGUCUGCAAUCCUGGCCCUGGCCCUGGCCCAGUCGGCAAUGUUGGCCCUGGCAGAUGUGUUUGCAACUAA